AUGGCUUCCGAGAGCACCGAGCUGAAGGAGGAGCAGAUCCCUCCUCAGGAGGAGGGUGUCGACGAUGAGGAGGAAAUUGCCGCGAUGAAGCGCCGAGUUGCCGAGAUGGAAUCCGAGGCCGCCAAGUUGCGCGACAUGCAAGAGACACUGGACCAGCAAACCGAGGGCCUCCAGGAAAACAAAGAGGACAUUGAUGCGCGGAGUGUAUUCGUCGGAAACGUGGACUACGGUGCUUCACCUGAGGAGAUCCAGGCACACUUUCAGAGCUGCGGUUCCAUUAACCGGGUGACUAUCCUGCUGGACAAGUUUUCCGGCCAGCCGAAGGGUUAUGCCUACGUCGAAUUUGCCGAGCCCAGUCUUGUGGCCCAGGCGUUGGUUCUGAAUGAGAGUGUCUUCCGUGGCCGCAACUUGAAGGUCACUCCUAAGCGCACCAACGUCCCUGGAAUGACCCGCGGUCGUGGACGGGGUGGAUUCCGUGGCGGCCGUGGGCGUGGUGGCCCCCGUGGAAGCUAUCGGGGUGGAUAUCGGGGUCGGGGUCGUGGCUAUGCUCCCUACUAA
Penicillium daleae is the source of this 558-nucleotide messenger RNA. RefSeq names its product polyadenylate-binding protein. The transcript has 4 exons. The coding region runs from base 1 to 558 and encodes 185 amino acids. Lineage: Eukaryota; Fungi; Ascomycota; Eurotiomycetes; Eurotiales; Aspergillaceae. Gene Ontology annotation, molecular function: RNA binding. The record is from RefSeq and is a predicted model, not a curated record.